Molecule: messenger RNA, 2015 nt
Organism: Cajanus cajan (pigeon pea)
Lineage: Eukaryota; Viridiplantae; Streptophyta; Magnoliopsida; Fabales; Fabaceae
Product: protein PSK SIMULATOR 1
Biological process (GO): positive regulation of growth
Source: RefSeq, a predicted model, not a curated record
GAUAAUCAUAGGUUAAGACUGUUCCACGCGCUUCUAGAGCGAUUGAAUCUUAAACCAGAAAUACAACCUGCCACUGCAUGUGGUUUUAAAUACUUUAACCUCACUCACUUUUUUUCUCUCUUGUAUUAAUCUCUUGAUCAAACCCAAACACAAACACAAACACAAACACCCCACGAGCCUCUCUACCAUUUUCAAUCCUCUUCUCUUUUAUCCUCAUCGCUCUGCACAAAACCUCCCCACUCCUCAAUUAUUUCUCUCUCCCACUUUUCUAAUAUACAUUUUCUCAAACACAUGGUGCUCUAGCUCAAACCACCCACAACCUCGCCUCAAACCCAAACCAUGGCCCUCGAAACGCUUUUCGUCAAGGUCAAAACCGCUUUAUCAAACAGCUUCGACUCGGUCCCUCCGAAGCUUCUCAAGAAGAAACCCUCCUUCAAGGCCAAACCAAACGUCGGCGUUUUGGCCUUCGAAAUCGCCGGCGUCAUGUCCAAGCUCCUCCACCUCUGGCACUCGCUCUCCGACGCCACCAUCGUCCGCAUCCGCAACGACGCUGUCAACCUCGAGGGCGUGCGGAAGAUCAUCUCCAACGACGAGUCCUUCCUCCUCGGGCUCGCCUGCGCCGAGUUCGCCGAGUCGCUCCGAGUCGUUGCCAACUCGGUGACUCGGCUCAGCGCUCGCUGCGAGGACCCCGCCCUGCGGGCCUUCCACCGGGCCUUUCUCGAGUUCGCAGACUCGGGCCGCGACCCGAACGGGUGGGCCCUCUCGGGCCCAAAGGAAACCGAGUCUAAGCUGAAGAAAAUGGAGCGUUACGUGACGCUCACGGCAACGCUCUACCGCGAAAUGGAGGACCUCACGGUGAUGGAAACAACCUUCCGAAAAGCGUUGAACCACGCCGACGGCAACGUCGGGAGCAAAGACCAGCAGAAACUGUACGAGCUUCAGCAGAAAAUCUUUUGGCAGAAACAAGAAGUGAAGGAUCUAAAGGAGAGAUCUUUGUGGAGUAGAAGCUUCGACAGCGUUGUUAUCUUACUCGUGAGGUUCAGUUUCACUGUUUUAGCAAGGAUUAAGGUUGUCUUCGGAAUUGGGCAUUGUGUUCCUUCUUUGUCUCGCACGUUGUCAGCUUCAGCCACUGUUUAUCCAUCUGACCAAAACCCUAAUUUGGAAGAAAGUUCGAAGCUUGACGGGGAUAAGAAAGAGGGUGAUUUGGAUUUGGGAUUGGGGAGUGGGUUUUUUGAGAGCAACUCAAAGCUGUUGAAGGCACCGGAGAGUACUUUGGGUGCUGCAGGGUUGGCUUUGCACUAUGGGAAUUUGAUCAUAGUGAUGGAGAAGAUGAUAAAGUCGCCACAUUUGGUUGGGGUGGAUGCAAGGGAUGACUUGUAUGGGAUGUUGCCGAGGAGCAUAAGGUGGGGUUUGAGGGGGAGGUUGAGAGGGGUGGGGUUUUGUGCGAGUGAUCCUGUGCUUGCUGGGGAAUGGAGAGAGGCGUUGGGGAGGAUAUUGGGGUGGUUGUCACCCUUGGCUCAUAACAUGAUCAAGUGGCAGAGUGAGAGGAGCUUUGAGCAGCACAACUUGGUGCCCAAGACCAAUGUGUUGCUGUUGCAGACUUUGUUCUUUGCAAAUAAGGACAAGACUGAGGCUGCCAUCACUGAGUUGCUCGUGGGGUUGAACUAUAUUUGGAGGUUUGAGAGGGAGAUGACUGCUAAGGCUUUCUUUGAAUGCGCCAAUUCUCAUGGGUUGUUGUUAAAUUUGCACAAACCCACUUAAUGAGGGAAAUAUAUCAUUAUAUCAUUACAUCAUUACUUUCUUUUACUUACAAAGGGGCUCGAAUUUUGUCUCUUGGAAUUUCAUUUUAGUCAUGGGGGGUUGAUUUUAGAUAUAUAUUUGAAUCAUGUGAUCGAUGAGGUCCUUCAGGGUUUGUUUGUUUUGCUUCUAACCCGGCUACUGUAAAUGGAAUAUCAGUGUCUGUAAAUGAUGAAUGAUUUUUUAGUGAAAUCGAUCUCUGAGAAUUGAGAAAUGAA